Molecule: messenger RNA, 6903 nt
Organism: Alligator mississippiensis (American alligator)
Lineage: Eukaryota; Metazoa; Chordata; Crocodylia; Alligatoridae
Gene: LMX1B
Product: LIM homeobox transcription factor 1 beta
Exons: 7
Coding region: 90-1412 (440 amino acids)
Biological process (GO): regulation of transcription by RNA polymerase II; neuron differentiation
Cellular component (GO): nucleus
Molecular function (GO): DNA-binding transcription factor activity, RNA polymerase II-specific; RNA polymerase II transcription regulatory region sequence-specific DNA binding
Source: RefSeq, a predicted model, not a curated record
CGGCCCCGCACGGACCCCGCACCCGGGCGGCGGCGGCACUACUUUCCGUCGAGCAGACGGAUCACGGCGGCGCAGCGAUACGGGUUCAAAUGUCAGCGGGUUUGGGGGGGGAGCCGCAUCCCGCCCGCCGGGCGUGUCCCUCCGCCGCCCGCUCUAAACGCGGCGCCGCCGCCCGCCCCCGCGCGCACUCCGCCCCGCCCCGCCCGCCGCCGCCGCCGCCCGCCCGGCAGGUGCCCGGCCCGGCCCGGCCCGGCCCGGCCCGGCCCCAUGGGCAGCGCCUCCCGCCCCGGCGCCCGCUGCCCGGCGGGGCCCGCGCUGCCCCGGCCCCGGCCCCGGCCCCGGCCCUGACGCCGCCCCGCACCGCCCCGCCCCGCCCGCCCGCGCCCGCCCGCCCGCAUGGACGUCGCCGCCGGCCCCGAGGCGCUGGAGCGCUGCUUCCCGCGCGCCCAGCCCGGCCGCGCCGCGAUGCUGGACGGCAUCAAGAUGGAAGAGCGCGGGCUGCGCGCCGGCCCCGCCACGCUCGGCGUGCUGCUCGGCUGUUUGCUGCUAAGUGCAGUGGCUGCAUGGAGAAGAUUGCCCCGACGGAGUUUGUGAUGAGGGCCCUGGAAUGCGUUUACCACUUAAGCUGCUUCUGCUGCUGCGUUUGCGAGCGGCAGCUGAGGAAAGGGGACGAGUUUGUUCUGAAGGAAGGACAAUUGCUCUGCAAAAGUGACUAUGAAAAAGAAAAAGACCUGCUGAGCUCCGUGAGCCCGGAUGACUCUGACUCAGUGAAAAGCGAUGAUGAGGAUGGAGACGUCAAGCCAACCAAAGGACAAGUGAGCCAAGGGAAAGGGAGCGAUGAUGGGAAAGACCCAAGGAGGCCCAAACGACCAAGGACUAUCCUUACAACACAGCAGAGAAGAGCAUUCAAAGCAUCCUUUGAAGUGUCUUCCAAGCCCUGUAGGAAGGUCAGAGAAACACUAGCAGCUGAAACAGGACUUAGCGUGCGAGUUGUCCAGGUCUGGUUUCAGAACCAAAGAGCAAAGAUGAAGAAGCUAGCGCGAAGGCAUCAGCAGCAGCAGGAGCAGCAGAACUCUCAGCGCCUCGGCCAAGAAGUGAUGUCCAACCGGAUGGAAGGGAUGAUGACAUCAUACACACCGCUGGCACCGCCGCAGCAGCAGAUUGUAGCGAUGGAUCAAAGCAGUUAUGGCACGGACCCCUUCCAGCAAGGUCUCACCCCGCCACAGAUGCCGGGAGACCACAUGAACCCUUAUGGGAACGACUCCAUUUUUCAUGAUAUUGACAGCGAUACCUCUUUAACUAGUUUGAGCGACUGUUUUCUUGCCUCCUCAGAAGUUAACUCCAUGCAGGCUAGAGUAGGAAAUCCCAUUGACAGGCUGUACUCUAUGCAGAGCUCGUAUUUCGCCUCAUGAAAAUAAAAGGAAAACAAGAGCCGGCAUAUCUUUAGCCAGUGACUUUUUCCAGUGCAGACUCUACAGCCAUAUGUCGUCCAGCUCUUCCUUCACAGUGACUCCGCUGCCUCUGGACUGCCAACAGCCUUUCUAGGAAGCCUGUGUGUUAAACAGAAAAGCGUUCAGCCACCACCGCCCCUCGCCCUCCCUUGCCCAGCGCGCACCAGGCCAGGAGGGAAGCGUGGAAAGGCCGAGGCCCAGCUCUCCAGCCGCCUUCGGUUUGGUUGGCUUGGAGCUCGUCGUUUGAAAGGAAAUGGAUUUUGCCCAAAGCCAGACCUUUUCCCUCCGUUCUUUCUUCUUUUCUUUUGGAUGUUUAAGCAUUUUUUCGGAAGCCGCUGAAACCAACAUCAGUCAACCAUAUGACAAAUAAAUCAAGGAAACUGGAGAGUCCUCCCUUUUCGUACUGCAUGACUCAUACAUGUUGUGGACAAAUUGCCAUUUGAACUGUGAGAAGUUAAUGUAAAUGUGACGUUCAACAUUUGUUUCCUUUCUACACUUUUUCUACAUAACCCUAGGUCUGCUCAUUAGUUUAUAGCCCUUAUACUGUAUGAUACGUAGAAAAACUGGUUAACAAUGAGACUUGUGGAGAAAGCCAGUGAUUUCAUAAUAAAAAAGGUCUUUGACCCCAGAGAGAAGCUGCAUGUUAGGGACAGGUCAUUUAGACUAGUAUUGAUCUUAAUUAAUUAAAACAAAAGGUGCUUACAAGACACAGAGCUAUAUUUAAUUUUUUAAGUGUGAGAAUAAAACAUUUACUUUUAUUUGUAAUUCAGUGCCAAAUUUCAAGCCUAGACUGUGAUUGGCAACACACGUGUUGUUCAUUUUGGUCUGUCUGGUUGUGUUUUGCACAAGACGUAAAUGUGCUACGCUCCACUGUCCAUCUGGAACAGUUUCGCUCUCCUUCAGGUCCUGGUCUGUUCCGAUUUGCCAAGGCAAGCCUCGUCCUGCAGUCCGAGCCCGCGCCCGCGCCCGCGAGCAGGCGACAGACUGCAGGUGCACCAGGGCGGGAGCCUGGCGCUGCCCUCACGUCCCCACGGUCCACGCCGGCGUAACCCCGUAGACCUUCCCGGGUACGCCAGCCAGCCCCGUGCUUGCGGCAGCGUAGGAGUGAGGUUGUAGCCCAACAAAAGCCAUCACCCUCAGCGGUCUGUGCGUACGCGGGUGAGAGGACACGAGACUGCCGCGUGCAGGGCUGCUGGGGAACGGCGCCAGCCUGUGCUGAAGUCUGACUUGCCACCAGAGGCCGUUUUUACAGGGCAGAAACUAUCUUAAAUACUAAUAAAAGUAACGAUGAUAACGUAGUUCUAAAAAUCACACGGUGGUGAUUGUAACGUGGAGCGACAGGCAGGUAUAGGCAGGGCUCAGAGUGGAGAGCGCUUCAUGGGGAAAAAUUUGCCAAGACAACAUCCGUAAUGACACGGGGUGUUUAAAAGUGAGAGCGCAGGGAAAGAUCGGUAGACAGGCCCGUCAAAUAAAUGUUUAGCAAACACUGACCAUGCCAGCCAAAAACCAGCUCAGUGCGCCAGUUAACUGAACUCCUCGAGUGUGACAGCUGGCGCAGACUCGGGGCUGCAAAUUCUCACAUAAGACUCAGCAAAUGAUGAAGAAAAUGCUUAAGCACUCAGCCGUAUGGCACGCGGCCAUGGCGCCAGCCGUGCCUGCCACCGUGCCGGUCUACAGGCAAACCCAGCACCCAGCUAAGUGUGCGACAGGGUCAGCCCGCUCCGUUUAGCUAGGAGCGCCACAUGCUCAGGAAAAGGCCGGGCUGUCGCUGGACUCUUCCCAGGAACAGUCCAGCACCCCCUCUUCUAUCACCAAGAGCCACUUUGUGCCCUGCACCCUGCGGGGUGGGCAGCAAGCAGAGCACGACAGCGCCAGAGCAGCUAAGCGAGAGCCGUGCUCCUCUCCUGUAUGGAAAAUGAGCUCACACAUCUGGGGCCCAGGCAAGAAACCGAGACCGCGCCUGCCGUGACAGGUGGUGGUUAUUAACCAUCACCGCCUCCCCCGACACCCAGCAGGCAGGCCCCGCCAAGCGAGGGCCCGCGCCCGAACAGACAGGUUUGUGAGCGCCAAGCGUGGCCAGGCAAACCAGAAAGAGGUGUGCAAUGGACUCUGUCUGCAAGAGAAAAGCUUGACUUUGCACCUUCAGGGCAUGAGGAAAGGAUCCCCGGGGAGCGGAGAGGGCGGCACUGCUAGCAAGCAGAAGACAUUGGCACAGACCUCCUAGCAAUACCUGGAGAUCGCCCCACAGCUCAACUGCUCGCAGACAGACGGGCACCACCUCGCACUCUCCCUCUCACACAAGCAAAAAGCAGAGCCCUUGUCCGCCAAGGAGACAGAGCCCAAACCGCACACUGCUGUGACCAGCUGCAGCUCGGGUGCGUGCAUGCUGCGCACACAGCGCUUUCCUCGUCACCUUGGGAGGGGCUUUUUCCACCUGAAGCGGGCAGCGCAUGGGAGCCCACCGGCUCCCUCCUGCCACCUGAGAGGGAGAAGCUUUGCUGGGUUUUUCUUAUCCAGCCACUGCCAACACUUUCCCUUCUAGUGUACCAAAAAAAAAAAAAAAGACCUCUCCCCCGCCCCCCUUCCCACCUCGCACCGGCUGGUAUCGGUACAGAACGCAGGUUGGCUGUACGCUUGCGCUGCGUGGUCACAGAAGUUGGCAAUGUUGGCACAUUUUCACGUGACACACUUGUAAAUACCAGGGUUACCCAGACCCCCCUCCCAGCAAUCAGCCCAGCGCUGCCUUUCGUGUCACAGAAGACGUGCCACGCCAAUGGACUCUACGCCGUGGCGGAAGCAAAAGGAUGCCUUAUUGCAUCGGGAUGCCUGUCGUGGACUCCUUGCUCCUUUGCCACCCUUCCUUGGCUCUUAGCCAGCUGUUGCAGGGGGAAGUUCAUGUCCGGGCAGGAAUAGGCAACGCUACUUCAGUGCACAGAUGCUGCUGCGCACACCCUGCCCAUCCAGGGUAAGCAUCAUCGCUCCUGACCCCUUGGGUGCUGCAUGGCAGUGCUCUACUGACUGGCUCCCCCAUGUCCUGCUCUGGCACCACAUGCUGCUGCCAAGGCUAACUAUACACCUAGUGCCAGUGUGAAUUUGAGACAGCAAAGGGUAGGAACGCACAUCUGAAUGCAGGACCAGCCACUUCCAGCAUGCCCAAGAUAGUUCUCAAAGGCCAAAGUUCAUUAAAGCAAAAUAAAUGUCACUAUUAUUUGUAGUAUGAAUUAUCCCGCAGGAGCGCGAUCAUUGUGGUUUUAACCUGGGACCUGCAGUAAAAGAUUAUAAAGCAACCUCUGACCUUUUUGAUUUCUGGUUUACUCUUGUAUUGUCAAGGGAAAUGUCACUGAUCAGGCAAAGGUAAAAUGUAUCAUGGGCCACAUCACAGUAAUAUCUUACAGCAAGUCAAACUGAUAAACUCCUGCCAAAAACUCUUAGCAUCUGGCACUUCCACGGAAACCACAAAUAGUGAUUGCACAUGUGGGAGUUGGAAGGCGAGAGGUCAUGACAGCAGUUUAUUACAUGUACCGUACAGUGAUCACUCUUGCUAGGAAAUUAACCCCUCUCCGGUAUAAAUGCAUCACAUGAGCUCUUCAUGGCAUUUCAAUCAUGCUGUCUUGGCUAAGGACGGCAUACGUGUCACACUAAACAACGCCAAGAUGCAAUUAAGUACAAGAUGAUGGAUAAGGUUUCAGUGCUCGCUCAGUAACAUUCAGCAAAAGAUGAUCUAAUAUCAAAAAGGAUAAGCUCAAUAACCACUUCCUCCAAGGUCCUUAUCAUGCAGAUGAUUCAAAGCGAUGCUAGCACCAAGUUUCCUGCCUUGCAUGGUCUGAAUCUAUUCCCUGUGCUCGGUGACAGGUGCGUGCUUUAAGCUAGUGACCAGCAGGUUUCCAUUUCAUACUUUCAGUACUGGUGGAAGUACUCCCCACCGAGUGUGAUCCCACACGGCUCGGUAGGGCAGUAGGCAGAGAGAGAAACCCACAGUCCAGGCUGUUAGAGGUACAGCAUUAAAUGAGUUUCACAUCUGCUAAGUAAAAGAUGACUCGUGCUAUGGGAAAAUACGCUGUUUGCCAACUCUGAACUGAAACGCAACCUAGGAGCCUUGCGGAUGUUUCCUUCCUAAAGCGCCAUCACCGAGGAGGCCCACGUGCUUGGGCCCAGGUGCUGCUAGCCACGCCAGCACGUGGCCAGCACAAGGCGUGCUAACCACAAGGUGUGUGUGACCCCCGUCACUCUUCAAGCGGCUGCUGGCUGGGUUUCAGUUUUAGGGAGCUCUGCGUGUAGCACUGAAUCAUGCCUCUCUGGCACCCCCCGCCCUGGUCUCUGCAGCAGUAGGGACCCUUUUGCAGGCAGUGACUUCCAGAUGUGGUGUUGCUUGCCUCUGCCUUGCUUGGGCUGGAUUCCUUCCCCGCUUUCCCUAGGGUCAGGCCCCAUCCCUGACUGGCCUCAAGGCAGCAUUUUCUCUCUGCUAUAGCAGGGCGAGGGAUGGGGCCCGUGCAGUUUGUUAGACCGCCAUCCGCUUCGUGAUGCCGUCUCAUAACCCCACGAGAGUCCAGGGAGAAAGCUCCAAACACGAGGCCCAAUUCCCCGCCGCAACAGGGGAGCGGGGAUACUAGAGCCAGCAUUUGGAGCCACAAAGCUCUCCAGUGUUUAGAUGCAGGACGCCAAACCCCUGAAGCCCAGCACGGCUGAGCUGGCAGCCACUGCGUGUGGAAGCCCCGGUUCCCUCAGCCUUACCGGUGUGAACAGCACAUCACCGCCACCUGAGCUACAGCUUGUCAGGUCUCCGUUCAGCAAGGUGCCUCUGCACGGAGCACGUGCUCAAAUCCCACUGGCACGGUGCAAGUGCUUUGCAGACUCGGGUGGGAUCAGUCUUGCUUGACUGGGGUCUUCCUGAGCGAUGUGGUAAUGAGCUUAUGCCUUCCCGAGGGCACAGCGUGACUCCUCUUGGUCGUGCACAAUAUUAUUUUGUUUAGCAGUGACUGUGAAGGGACUUCCAGAUAUUUUACAUGGGGAUCUCUGUUUUUAAGUGAACACCCUUUUUUAGCUGUGUAUGGCUGUAUUAAUUGUAUAUUUAUAUAUUCUGUAUUUAUGUUACCAAAAUGUAGUAUUUUGUAGCUGUCUGUUACAAUUUGUUUAACUUGUAAAAAAUAUGAAAAUGCUCUCUCAUACUUAACCAUCUGCCUGUCACAGUAGUUCCCUGCCUUCCCCUUCUCUGUUGGUAACGAGACACCAUAAUGUGUGUAGGUUGGAUUUUUUAUUUAAUUACUUGUCAUUGUUAAAUUAUUUAUUAGUGUUUUAAAAUUUCAUUCCACUGCAUCUUCCCUGCCACUGUCACCUGGCAGCUGAGGUACGUGAGAUUCCCAUGCAUUGUGCUCCUUUCCCACAAGAAAAAGAAGAGAGAGAGAGAGAGAUAACACUUCAGUAUAUUUGUAAAUAAAAGCAACCUGCAAACAAA